Stegastes partitus (bicolor damselfish) is the source of this 551-nucleotide messenger RNA. RefSeq names its product glypican-6-like. The annotation marks the transcript as partial. The record is from RefSeq and is a predicted model, not a curated record. Lineage: Eukaryota; Metazoa; Chordata; Actinopteri; Pomacentridae. Gene Ontology annotation, cellular component: synapse; cell surface; extracellular region. Gene Ontology annotation, biological process: regulation of signal transduction; cell migration; regulation of protein localization to membrane. The transcript is spliced from 3 exons.
GUGGUUGACAUAAAAGAGAAACUAAAGCUGUCCAAGAAAUUUUGGUCCAACCUGCCCGAGGCGAUGUGUGUGGAGGACAGAGUGACCGCUGGAAAUGCCAGUGAUGAGGAGUGCUGGAAUGGACACACCAAGGGCAGGUACUUUCCCGAAGUCCAGAAGGACGGCCUCACCAACCAGUUGAACAACCCCGAGGUCGGCGUCGACAUCACGCGCCCAGACACCUUCAUCCGUCAGCAGAUCAUGGCUCUGAGGGUGAUGACCAACAAGUUGAAAAAUGCCUACAAUGGCAACGAUAUCUACUUUCAAGACUCAAGCGACGAAGGUAGUGGCUCAGGCAGUGGCAGCGGAUGCACAGAGGUCUGCCCAACAUACAUGGACGGCACAGCUGCCACUGAAACCCCGGUGGUGAGAGCCGACCGGAGCGGGCCUGUGGAUGACUCUGCCUCGCUCUGUGCACCCUCUGUAGCCCUGCCAGCCAUGCUGGCCCUCUCAGCCCUGGCACUUCACCGACAAUGGAGAUAAUGCUGGAGGAACAGGCUAAACAUGGACAG